This is a messenger RNA of Populus euphratica (Euphrates poplar), 4132 nucleotides long. Its product is annotated as topless-related protein 4-like. The transcript has 26 exons. The coding region runs from base 206 to 3607 and encodes 1133 amino acids. NCBI's taxonomy places the organism in Eukaryota, Viridiplantae, Streptophyta, Magnoliopsida, Malpighiales, Salicaceae. Gene Ontology annotation, biological process: regulation of DNA-templated transcription. Gene Ontology annotation, molecular function: protein binding. The record is from RefSeq and is a predicted model, not a curated record.
CUAUCUCUCUCUAUAAAUACCAGUAGAGUUCAUAGAGAGAGAAACCACAAAAUUCAACAACUUGAACUAGAGAGAGAAAGUUCAAAAAAGCUGUGAAACGACAUAUCGUCCGUUCUCUCUCUAUCUCAACAACAAUUCUUCUCCGAUCUGGAAACAGGUUAAAGGAGUUUUUUUUUUUUUAAUUGUUUUUGGAAGAAUUGUGAUUAUGUCUUCGCUUAGCAGAGAGCUUGUGUUUCUCAUACUUCAAUUUCUCGAGGAAGAGAAAUUCAAGGAAACUGUUCACAGACUGGAGCAAGAGUCAGGGUUUUACUUUAACAUGAGGUAUUUUGAGGAAAUGGUGACAAAUGGAGAGUGGGAUGAAGUGGAGAAGUAUCUGUCAGGAUUUACGAAAGUUGAUGAUAAUAGAUAUUCGAUGAAGAUUUUCUUCGAGAUUAGGAAGCAAAAGUACCUUGAAGCUUUGGACAAGCGAGAUCGUGCGAAGGCAGUGGAAAUUUUAGUGAAGGACUUGAAAGUAUUUGCAGCGUUUAAUGAAGAGCUUUUUAAAGAAAUUACGCAGUUACUGACGCUGGAAAACUUUAGAGAUAAUGAACAGCUAUCCAAAUAUGGAGAUACCAAGUCUGCUAGGGGUAUAAUGCUUGGUGAACUCAAAAAGUUGAUAGAGGCUAACCCUCUUUUCCGUGACAAGCUUCAGUUUCCUAGUUUGAAGAAUUCUAGAUUGCGGACUUUAAUUAAUCAAAGUUUAAAUUGGCAACAUCAGCUUUGUAAGGCUCCGAGGUCUAAUCCUGAUAUAAAGACUUUGUUUGUUGACCAUAGUUGUGGACAACCAAAUGGCGCACGGGCCCCAUCCCCUGUCACUAAUCCCUUAAUGGAUGCUGUGCCUAAGGCAGGGGGUUUUCCUCCAAUAACUGGUCAUGGACCAUUUCAGCCCACGCCAACUAUUCCACCUUCUCUUGCAGGAUGGAUGGCGAAUCCAUCUACUGUCCCUCACCCAUCUGCUUCUGCUGGGCCCAUGGGCUUGGCUGCUCCUAAUAAUGCAGUACCACUCUUAAAGCGUCCUAGGAGCCCUCCUACCAAUAACCCAGCUAUUGACUAUCAAACAGCAGACUCUGAACACGUGUUGAAGAGGUCAAGACCAUUUGUAUCAGAUGAGGUCAAUAAUCUUCCAGUAAACAUUCUGCCUAUUGCUUACCCGAGUCAGAACCACGGCCAAAGCUCUUACUCUUCUGAUGACUUGCCCAAGAAUCCUGUCAUGACUUUAACUCAAGGUUCUGCUGUGAAGAGUAUGGAUUUCCAUCCACUCCAACAAAUUCUUCUUCUUGUUGGAACAAGCAUGGGUGAUGUGAUGGUAUGGGAGUUGGGCAGCAGAGAAAGGAUUGGUUGGAAGAAGUUCAAGGUUUGGGACCAUAAUGCAUGCUCAAGGGCUCUGCAGGCAUCUCUGUCCAGUGAUUAUACAGCAUCGGUUAACCGUGUGGCAUGGAGUCCUGAUGGAAAUUUAUUUGGUGUUGCAUACUCCAAGCACAUUGUGCAUGUAUACUAUUAUCAUGGUGGUGAUGACAUACGAAAUCACCUUCAGAUUGAUGCUCAUAAUGGGAGUGUCAAUGAUCUUGCUUUCUCUUACCCAAACAAACAACUUGCCAUCGUCACUUGUGGCGAUGACAGGACCAUCAAGGUUUGGGAUGCGGUUGCGGGGACCAGACUGUUCAAUUUUUCAGGUCAUGAGGCACCUGUAUAUUCUGUGUGCCCACAUCACAAGGAAAAUAUUCAGUUUAUCUUUUCAACGGCAGCUGAUGGAAAGAUAAAGGCAUGGUUGUAUGAUAACAUGGGUUCAAGAGUUGACUAUGAUGCACCAGGGAAUUCGUCUACCACAAUGGCAUACAGUGCUGAUGGAACUAGGUUAUUCUCAUGUGGGACCAACAAAGAAGGAGAAUCACACUUGGUGGAGUGGAAUGAAAGCGAAGGAGCUGUGAAGCGUACCUAUAAUGGUCUUGCAAAGCGUUCUGUUGGUGUUGUGAAGUUUGAUACCACUAAGAAUCGAUUCUUGGCGGCUGUAGAUGAGUUCAUGAUCAAGUUUUGGGAUAUGGAUAACAUCAACCUAUUAGCAAGUAUUGAUGCAGAGGGUGGAUUGCCGGGUUCUCCUUGUAUUAGAUUUAACAAGGAAGGAACGCUGUUAGCUGUCUCAACAAAUGACAAUAGCAUCAAAAUUCUAGCAAACUCAGAUGGGAUCAGGCUGCUCCGAACAGUGGAGAAUCGUACAUUUGAUGCUUCUAGAGCUGCUUCUGCUUCUGUUGUGAAGCCCCCACCAAUAGGCAGUUUUCCUCCCGCCAAUGCCCCAGUUGGAACAAGUGGCGAUGAUCAAGCUGCUCUUGCAGCACCCAUGGUUGGAAUGAAUAGUGACAGUCGAAGUUUAGUUGACGUGAAGCCUAAAAUUCAAGAUGAAUCAGUUGAAAAAUCUAGGAUCUGGAAAUUAACAGAAAUAAAUGAACCAUCACAGUGCCGCUCCCUGAGGCUCCCUGAUAGCUUGACUUCAAUGAGGGUGUCUAGAUUAAUUUAUACAAAUUCAGGAGUUGCCAUAUUGGCAUUAGCAUCUAAUGCAGUGCACAAGCUUUGGAAGUGGCAGCGAAAUGAUCGAAAUCUGUCUGGGAAGGCCAGUGCCAGUGUACCACCUCAAUUAUGGCAGCCUUCCAGUGGAAUUUUUAUGACUAAUGAUAUUAGCGACACAAACCCUGAAGAUGCUGUUCCAUGCUUUGCACUUUCAAAGAAUGAUUCUUAUGUCAUGUCUGCUUCAGGAGGGAAAAUUUCUCUAUUCAAUAUGAUGACAUUUAAGACAAUGACAACAUUCAUGGCCCCACCACCAGCUGCAACGUUUUUAGCAUUUCACCCUCAGGACAACAAUAUCAUAGCUAUUGGCAUGGAGGACUCUUCUAUACAAAUUUAUAACGUUAGGGUUGAUGAGGUCAAAACAAAGUUAAAAGGUCAUCAGAAAAGAAUUACAGGCCUUGCCUUCUCUCACUCUCUAAAUGUCCUGGUGUCUUCUGGAGCUGACUCUCAGUUGUGUGUUUGGAGCACGGAUGCUUGGGAGAAGCAAGCUAGUAAACUCUUGCAACUUCCUUCUGGACGAGUUGCACCUUCUCUUGCAGAUACGCGUGUUCAAUUUCACCUUGACCAGAUACACUUGCUUGCAGUUCAUGAAACACAGAUAGCUAUAUUUGAAGCACCUAAAUUGGAAUGCCAAAAGCAGUGGUUCCGUCAAGAAGCAAGCGGUCCAAUCACGCAUGCUACAUAUUCCUGUGAUAGCCAGUCGAUAUUUGUUAGCUUUGAAGAUGGAAGUGUGGUUGUUCUCACUGCUUCAACACUCAGAUUGAGAUGCAGAAUAAGUUCUACUGCUUAUUUACCACCCAAUCCAAGCAGCUUAAGAGUAUAUCCUCUUGUCAUUGCUGCACACCCCGCCGAGCCUGAUCAAUUCGCAUUAGGACUAACAGAUGGUGGAGUUCAUGUGCUUGAACCAUUGGAGUCGGAAGGAAAAUGGGGGACCUCGCCUCCAGUUGAAAAUGGUGCUGGCCCUAGUGCAACUGCAGGCGCCGCAGGUUCUGAACAAGCUCAAAGGUAGCCAGUCAUGUGCGCAUGGCUUUCAACAAGGACCUUUAUUGUCCAUGCCUUCCAUGCAGUCCCGCUCCCUGGGCCCACCACAAUGUGAUUUUCAAGGGGAAGCUGCGGAAAUUAGGUACUGUAGGUUUAGUGUACUUGCAUCCAGGAUAGAGAGAGUUCGUUCAAGCGCCAGUGUAAUCACUUUGCUUCUCAGAGCAUGAUGUUAUCAGUUGCCCUCAUCAGAAAUGACUGGAGAAGCAAGGGUUUAUGGCUGUACAUUUCAAAAGUCAAUUAAAAAGAGGAGAGAUAAAGGUAAAGAAAAACUGAAGGUGAAGGCCCGACUAUAGAAUCUGAAAGGUUAUUUUUAGGAAGAAACUUGAGUUGGUUUGGCCAGGGGAACUGGUUGUUUUCCCUGCCAUUUUUAUCUAGUUUCAGGGAUGGUCAUCUAAUUUAAUUUCAUUUUUCUCUAGUCCCGAGCAGAAAAUAUUCGUGGCGUUUGACUUCUUUGUUAUCUCGUUUUAGUUAUUACAAGUAUGUUUUUUCUGCA